Molecule: messenger RNA, 237 nt
Organism: Penicillium verhagenii
Lineage: Eukaryota; Fungi; Ascomycota; Eurotiomycetes; Eurotiales; Aspergillaceae
Exons: 1
Coding region: 1-237 (78 amino acids)
Source: RefSeq, a predicted model, not a curated record
AUGGUGGAGGAGGGAGAUGAAGAAGGGGGCGAGGAUGAGAAGAGAGAAGAGGAGGAAGUAGAGGAAGUAGAGGAAGAGGAGCCAGAGGAAUGGGAAGCUGGAGAGUCGGAGCUGGAGGAUGCGAGCUUGAGCUGUUUUUUGAGUACUUUUAUUCUCUUAGAGAUGGAUUUGUAUCUUGAUAUGGAUUCAUCUAGGCCUUUCACUGUACAGAUUCUUCUGCCCUUUUGGAUCUUGUAG